Messenger RNA from Chlamydomonas reinhardtii, 602 nucleotides. RefSeq lists its product as uncharacterized. The transcript has 5 exons. The annotation marks the transcript as partial. Lineage: Eukaryota; Viridiplantae; Chlorophyta; Chlorophyceae; Chlamydomonadales; Chlamydomonadaceae. The record is from RefSeq and is a predicted model, not a curated record.
GCCAAGACUCGCGCUUCCGUUUUGCCCCAGGAUCCGGGCUGUCGCGGAUGGGGCUCCGUAGCCCCCCCCUACCCCGGUAAAUUUCAUACUCAGAAACAGUUAUCUUGAACACGCUUCCAAAUUGUUACUAUCAACUACAAUUCAUUAAGAAGCUAAGCACAAUGCAGGCGCAGUCUACGCCCCGCCUAGGCAAAGCAGCUCGGCGAACGAGUUGGAGUGGAGCAGCACCGCGCUGCCGCUCAUGGACAGCACCACAGCCGCCUUUCCAACCAGUGACGUCGACGUCGCCUUCUGGGCAACAGCACCACCAGCGUAUCGCAUGUAAUGCGUUUGUGGCGUCUCUGCCCGACAUGCAAGGAGCGCAAACAAUGACUGUUGACGCAGCUGUCGAGGCUCCGUUCAGUCACACGACUGGCACCGCGGCGAAGGUCGUUCUCAGGUUCAUCUCGGCGCUCAAUGCCCGCGACCUGAGCGGCAUGCUGCAGCUGGUCAGCGACGACUGCCACCACGUGGACCUCUCGCACGAGGCCGAGGGCCACUGCAAGGAGGAUGUGGCUCGCUUCUAUGCGGACGUGGUUGCGUCCAUGCCCGAGAAGGUGCAG